CUUAAAGCUGCAACGUUUCGUGGAAACGAAAAGGUUGUAGAGAUUCUCGUUGCGUCUGGUGCAGACGUAAACUAUAAAGGGGGAACUUUCGGCACAGCCUUGCAAACUGCUGCCUUUGAAGGAAACGCAACAAUAGUGAACAUACUCAUCACCAAUGGGGCUGAUGUAAAUUGCGAGGCGGGUCACUUUGGUACAGCUUUACAAGCUGCUGCGUAUCGAGGACAUGAAAUCAUAGUCGAUAUGCUCAUCGCAAACGGUGCCGAUGUAAAAUACCAUGGGAAUCGUACUCGCUUUACAGCACUCAUUGUGGCGGCGAGCAAAGGCUACGGUGGUAUCGUAUCGAAGCUGGUUAAAGCGGAUGUGGAUAACCGCACGCUUAAUGUCAAGGGCGAACAUGGUACCGCUCUAGACCAAGCUGCAGGUAAGGGCCAUGAGCAAAUUGUGGAAGAACUUCUCCUAGCGGGCGCGGAU
Messenger RNA from Alternaria alternata, 471 nucleotides. Its product is annotated as ankyrin. The annotation marks the transcript as partial. The transcript has a single exon. Lineage: Eukaryota; Fungi; Ascomycota; Dothideomycetes; Pleosporales; Pleosporaceae. The record is from RefSeq and is a predicted model, not a curated record. Gene Ontology annotation, molecular function: protein binding.